AUGUCGGACCCUAAGAAGAAGACGAUCAAGAAGCGCACCAAGACCAAGAGCAAAAAGGUGGUGUUGGUGAAACAGAAAGAUGAACCCAAAAGCGACAACUACAGCUUUGUGAACCUCAGGCGUGUCAGCGUGCCUGCUAAUCGCCUGACUCCUCUGCGUAAUAACUGGGAAUCUAUUGUGCGCACUGUGGUCGAGCACUUGAAGCUCCAGAUCCGCAUGUGCACCAAGACCAAGGUGGUCGAGGUCCGACCUGCUUCCGAGGCUACAGAUUUGUCGUUGCUGCAGAAGGCGCAGGACUACCUACGUGCGUUCAUGCUCGGCUUCGAUAUUAAGGAUGCCGAGGCUCUGAUUCGUCUGGAGGACAUCUUCGUGGAGAGCUUCGAGGUAAAGGACGUCAAGCGUCUGAGCGGCGACCACCUUUCGCGCUGCAUCGGCCGCAUCUCCGGUAAGGACGGGAAGACGAAGCACGCGAUCGAGAACAUGACCCGCACUCGCGUUGUGCUUGCUAACGAUCGCAUCCACAUUAUGGGAAGCUUCAACAGCAUCAAGAUGGCGAGACACUCUAUAUGCAGUUUGAUUCUAGGUAAUCCUCACCUUUUUAUAACAUCCUGGAAUACACGAUGA
Babesia ovata is the source of this 624-nucleotide messenger RNA. RefSeq names its product Pre-rRNA-processing PNO1. Gene Ontology annotation, cellular component: nucleolus. The transcript has 3 exons. The record is from RefSeq and is a predicted model, not a curated record. Gene Ontology annotation, molecular function: RNA binding. NCBI's taxonomy places the organism in Eukaryota, Apicomplexa, Aconoidasida, Piroplasmida, Babesiidae. Bases 1 to 624 code for a protein of 207 amino acids.